CUGUACACGGAGGACAGCUACCCCUACGUGUCCGGCAACGGCUAUGUGCUCGAGUGCUCGAACAGCAGUGAGCUCGUUGUCGGUGCGCAGAUCGACGGCCACGUGUUGAUCGGAAGCAGCGAAAAGGCGAUGGCUGCGUGGCUCGCGAAGAAUGGCCCCAUCGCGAUUGCGCUGGACGCCAGCUCCUUCAUGUCCUACAAGAGCGGCGUGCUGACCGCGUGCAUUGGUAAACAGCUGAACCACGGUGUGCUGCUCGUCGGGUACGACAUGACUGGUGAGGUUCCGUACUGGGUGAUCAAGAACUCGUGGGGUGGGGACUGGGGCGAGCAGGGCUACGUGCGCGUGGUGAUGGGGGUGAACGCGUGCCUGCUCAGUGAAUACCCCGUGUCCGCGCAUGUGCGGGAGAGUGCCGCCCCUGGCACGAGCACGAGCAGCGAGACGCCCGCACCCAGACCCGUGGUGGUGGAGCAGGUGAUCUGCUUCGAUAAGAACUGCAGGAGAGGGUGCAGGAAAACCCUGAUCAAGGUGAACGAGUGCCACAAGAACGGUGGAGGAGGCGCCUCUAUGAUCAAGUGCAGUCCGCAGAAGGUGACGAUGUGCACGUACUCGAACGCAUUCUGCGUGGGCGGGGGGCUGUGCUUCGAGACUCAUGAUGGUAAGUGCUCGCCGUACUUCUUCGGCUCGAUCAUGAACACCUGUCACUACACGUAG
Molecule: messenger RNA, 711 nt
Organism: Leishmania mexicana MHOM/GT/2001/U1103
Lineage: Eukaryota; Euglenozoa; Kinetoplastea; Trypanosomatida; Trypanosomatidae
Exons: 1
Cellular component (GO): lysosome
Molecular function (GO): cysteine-type endopeptidase activity
Source: RefSeq, a predicted model, not a curated record